UCGCAGAUUUGUUACUUCUGGUAGAGUCCACAUUGAUGGAUCUUUCGCUGGUAGUCGACUGCUGGAGGCACCUGGUCGUCCUUUAUACCGGCCUUCCGAUGUGGUUUCAAUGAACUCCACACGGACUUCAGCGACAACAGUUCGACCACUCUUAUUUUCUUCUAUAGAACUGACCGACGACGACGAGAUGCGAGCAGCAGAGUCUGUACAGGACUUGGGCGAAAUCAAGCUUAAGAUAUGGCAAGUUAGCUGUUUGUAUGCAAUCAGAAGACCAAAGCCAAUCCAGGCCUUCAACCCCGUCAACAAAAUCCACGAACGGUCCAAGAAAGUUGUUCCUCACUCUGUACAAGGUGCCGCGAUCAAGCCUGUAGAGACAAUGCAGACGGCCAAAGUUUGUGAACAAGUCACUUUCAUAUUCUAUUAUAGACCCCUAGACAUACUACAAGCAAAUGGGAUGGCACCAGCUACGAUUAAAUGCCCUAUAUCACCAUCGCCGCCUCCCAAACCUGAGCCCGAACAGUCAGAAGACGACGACGAGAAGAUCGCUGCUUUGAAGGAGCAAAUUCGUCAAAUCAGGGAACGCAAGAAAAGCAAAGCUAAAGUCGAAGUCAAAAGAGAAUUCAAACAGGAAGAAUGGCAAUGUGACAUAGUUUUCGGUAUAUGGCAUGUUAAAUUCAAGGCUUCGACAUUUGCUCGGUCGGCGGAUUCCUGCGCUUUUGUGAGGAUACUCUUGGCGCUUUAGAGUCAGUCAGUUCGGCUGCCAGUAUAUAGUUGCCAUUUUGGGAAAUCCAACACCAACUAUCGUGUUUUUCUGCGCAUAUCUGGCAGCCGCACUGACUCAUACUGCGAGACUUGAAACAGUUCUACAAUUCGAGUCAUCUAAACUACCCACCCAUUUUUUUGUGGAAUGUGCAUGAGGCUUCACUGGUUUCGGGCAACCGACUACGUCGGCCCCGUCAACUCGUUAGAGGGGGGAUAGAAUGUAUGUGUUGUGUUUUGCGUUCAUGGAGUUAAGUUCAAACAAGGACCGAAAAUGAAGGAGACGCC
This is a messenger RNA of Desarmillaria tabescens, 1047 nucleotides long. RefSeq lists its product as uncharacterized. Lineage: Eukaryota; Fungi; Basidiomycota; Agaricomycetes; Agaricales; Physalacriaceae. The record is from RefSeq and is a predicted model, not a curated record. Bases 110 to 742 code for a protein of 210 amino acids. The transcript is spliced from 6 exons.